CCUCCGAGAUGCCCCACAAGAAACAGGCUCAGGCCGGGGGCAGCAAGAAGGCGGAGCAGAAGAAGAAGGAGAAGAUCAUCGAGGACAAAACUUUCGGUCUAAAGAAUAAGAAAGGAGCAAAGCAACAGAAGUUUAUUAAGGCUGUCACUCAUCAAGUGAAGUUUGGUCAACAGAAUCCACGUCAGGUAGCACAAAGUGAAGCUCAAAAGAAAUUGAAGAAAGAUGACAAGAAGAAAGACCUACAAGAGCUAAAUGAGCUGUUCAAACCUGUAGUUGCUGCACAAAAAAUAAGUAAAGGUGCAGAUCCCAAAUCUGUGGUGUGUGCAUUCUUCAAACAAGGACAGUGUACUAAAGGAGAUAAAUGUAAGUUCUCUCAUGACCUCACUUUGGAGAGAAAAUAUGAAAAGCAAAGUGUUUACAUUGAUGCAAGAGAUGAAGAACUUGAAAAAGAUACUAUGGAUAAUUGGGAUGAGAAAAAGCUGGAAGAAGUAGUAAACAAGAAGCACGGCGAGGUGGAAAAGAAAAAACCAAAAACUGAAAUAGUGUGCAGACAUUUCCUUGAAGCUAUUGAAAAUAACAAGUAUGGCUGGUUUUGGGUGUGUCCUGGAGGUGGCGACAAAUGCAUGUAUCGCCAUGCACUUCCUCCUGGGUUUGUGCUGAAGAAAGACAAAAAGAAAGAAAAGAAAGAAGAUGAGAUUUCAUUAGAAGAUCUAAUUGAGAGAGAGCGUUCUGCCUUAGGUCCAAAUGUUACCAAAAUCACUCUAGAGUCUUUCCUUGCAUGGAAGAAAAGGAAAAGACAAGAAAAGAUUGAUAAGCUUGAACAAGAUAUGGAGAAGCGGAAAGCAGACUUCAAAGCAGGGAAAGCACUGGUCACCAGUGGUCGUGAGGUAUUUGAAUUUCGUCCUGAACUGGUCAAUGAUGAUGAGGAGGAAGCAGAUGAUACCCGUUACAUUCAGGGAACAGGCGGUGAUGAGGCUGAUGAUUCUAUGGGUGUCAAUGACAUAGAUGUAAGCCUGUACAUCCCAAGAAAUGUAGAAGAAACAGGUAUCACUGUAGCCAGUCUUGAAAGAUUCAGCCCACUUUCUUAUAGAACCCAGGACCAGCAGCCCAGGGAUGGCACCACCCACCAUGGGCUGGGCCCUUUCCCACUGACCACUAAAUAAGAAAAUGCCUUACAGCUGGAUCUCA
Peromyscus eremicus (cactus mouse) is the source of this 1188-nucleotide messenger RNA. Its product is annotated as zinc finger CCCH domain-containing protein 15-like. Gene Ontology annotation, molecular function: metal ion binding; mRNA binding. Gene Ontology annotation, biological process: cytoplasmic translation. Gene Ontology annotation, cellular component: cytosol. The record is from RefSeq and is a predicted model, not a curated record. Lineage: Eukaryota; Metazoa; Chordata; Mammalia; Rodentia; Cricetidae.